AAGCCACAGACACCCCAUCCUGGCCCUCAACAGGGAACUCCAUGUUUUUCUCGGAGUCAGGCUCAGAUGGAGGCAUGACAGACAUCCAGCAACCAUUUCUCUUCGACUUUUCUUAGUGUUGUGAUGCUGCACUGUGUCCUGGCCCUCCUGAAGAGAGUCUGGACACCUAUUGUGUGCAGUGGAAUGGUCCCUUGUGAAGCUGAGCAUGUGGUCCGUGUGCGUAGGUCUGCAGUAGACACAGGUUUCCAGUUCUCCUUUGUCCAGUCUCCUUGUGUCGGUCCCAAGGAAUGGGAGUCUGUUGUCUGUUUCCUCUUCACCUGUAAAUUUGAUCCCAGGGGAUAUGUUGUUAAGUGGGUGGUGUGUUUCUUCGAUUUGGGAGCAUUUGAUGAUGACAAUGGUGACAUCGACGUAGCGCGUCUAGAAUUUUGGUUGGAUGAUGGGUGGAGCUAUGGAUUCGAAUCAUUGCGUAACUGCUUCUGUUAUUAGGCCUGAUAUGGGUGAUCCCAUCGAGGCACCUUGCACUUGCUUGUACAUUUUCCCCUUGACUUUGAAGGAUGUGUUGAGGCAUAGAUCCAGAAGUUUCGUGAUGGUUUCUGUGGGCAUGGAGUAUUCUGUAGUGGCAUCAUCCUUGUAAGUAUGGUGGGUAUGGCAUCAUCCUUGUGGGUAGGUGUUUAAUGAGUAGAUGGUAAAUGGUUUGGGUUAGCCAGGGCGAUGUCAAACGAGAGGAAGAGGGUGGUGAUAUUGAAGGAAACCAUAAUUUCUUCCUUAUUGAUCUUGGUGUGUUGGAUACAUUGGAGAAAGUGUUCUGGGGAGUUUAUUGAUUUGAGUUGUUGACCAGGUAUUUGAGUUUCCUCUGCAGGGUUUUUGCUAGUUUGUAAUGUCGGUGUUCCAGGUAGAGAAACAGGGUUCUAUGCUUCUCGGGGUGGUAAUUCUUUUAACUUCUCUCCCUUCAGCAUAUUGCCCCCAAUAAUCUGGGUCCUCAUUUUACUGGAAGGAUGGAAGGCUAAGUUAACCUUCAGCCGGUCAGGAUCGAACUGCUGGCAGUUGGCAGAAUUAGCCUGCAACACUGCAUUCUAACCACUGCACCACUACAGCUCAUACUUGAACAGUGCUUAAUUUACCUUAACUACAUCACAUGACUGCUCAACAUUAAUCGGAGCUAAAUAUUCCAGGCACAAGUUUUUUAAGACUGGAGAGUGAGAAGGAAGGAGGAUGUUGAAACUACUGUUCCUUUUGAUCCUUUGGAUUCCACGCCGGAUUCUUUCCUACGUGAAACAGAUUUGGUCACGCAAACGCUACCCACCGGGACCUUUCCCACUUCCUGUGGUCGGAAGUCUAUGGUGGUUGCUGGGGACUGGCUAUUCAGAGAGGACUUUCAGAGAGCUGGCAAAGCAUUAUGGGAAUGUCUAUUCUAUGUGGGCAGGCAAUUUCCAUUUGAUCAUUUUCUCUGGAUACCAAGCGGUGAAAGAGGCACUGAUUGAGACUUCAGAAUUCUUUGCUGAUCGCCCAGUGUCACCUUUUAUUUCAGAGAUCACCAAAACCAAGGGUAUUAUUUUUUCAAACGGUCACACCUGGAAACAACAAAGACGGUUUGGUGUUGUUACCAUGAGGAUGUUGGGACUGGGGAAAAGUGGCAUGGAAUCCCAAAUCCAAGAGGAAGCCCAACAGCUUGUGGAAUUCUUUGCAGAUAAAAAGGGGCAGCCGUUUGACCCCUCCCUUCCCAUCAUGAAAUCGGUCUGCAAUGUAAUCUGUGCUCAAGCUUUUGGACAUCGCUUUUCUGUUGAAGACAAAAACUUUGCGAAGCUGAUGGAAGCCAGUUUUAAUGUCUUAAAAUUUGGAACCACCUUCUAUUACGCACUCUAUGAAUGUUUCCCACAUAUAAUGAAACAUCUGCCAGGCCCUCACCAGACUAUCUCACUUUCUGCAGAGAUGAUUCUUUCAUUUAUAAAAAAGGAGAUCAAACAGCAUAAGGAAUACCCAAGUCUGCACGAACCUCAAGAUUUAACUGAUUUCUAUCUCCUUCAAAUGGAGAAAAGCAAAGAUGAUCCCAAUUCUACUUAUGAUGAAGACAACUUGACUCACUGUGUUUUUGACCUCUUGAUUGCUGGGACAGAUACAACUUCAGCUUCUCUACUAUGGGCGUUGCUUCUCAUGGCAACUCAUCUGGAUAUCCAAGAUAAAGUACACAAAGAGCUGGAAGGCUUUUUCAGUUCAUCUCACUCAAUCUCUUACAAAGAUCAGAAAGCACUACCUUACACCAAUGCCGUGAUUCAUGAGAUUAUGCGAAAUAAAUAUGCCUUAUUUUAUGGGCUGACGAGAAAAUGUGUGAAGGACGUCUAUCUGAGAGGUUUUCUCAUCCCCAAGGGAGCUGUUAUUGUUCCAGACAUCCGUUCUGUUCUUUCGGAUCGUGAACAUUGGGAAACCCCUGAAGAGUUCAACCCAAAUCAUUUUUUGGACAAAGAAGGGAAUUUUUUGUUAAAAGAAGCAUUUCUUCCAUUUGGAGCAGGAGUUCGGGCCUGCUUGGGAGAGCUCCUUGCAAGGAUUGAGCUCUUCCACAUCUUUACCAGCCUGCUGUGGACAUUCAGACUGGAGCCACCAGAAGGAGUGGAAACGCUCAGUCAAGAGUGCGUACUAGGACUGACUGUGCACCCCUCUCCUUACAAGAUUUGUGCUAUUCCUCGUACUAGGACACCCUAAUAUGGACAAAUAACGAGAGGCUCCCUUGUUAAAAUUCGUAUUACGAUUUGUCUCUUGUUCAACAGUUAGUGAAUCUAUCACGCUCAGGAUUGUCUUUUCUUACCUUACUGCAGUGUUUCCCAAACUUGACAAUUUUAAGGCAUGUGGACUUCAACUCCCAGAAUUCCACAGCCAGCUUUGGGAAACACUGCCUUACUGAAUGACUACUCAAUCGAUGAAUCAGCAUAGAGCUGGAAGGGACCUUGGAGGUCUUCUAGCCCAACCUCCUGCUCAAGCAGGAAACCUGCCUGUACCAUUUCAGACAUGUGACUGUCCAGGCUUUUCUUAAAAACCUCCAGUGAAGAAACACC
Molecule: messenger RNA, 3047 nt
Organism: Crotalus tigris (Tiger rattlesnake)
Lineage: Eukaryota; Metazoa; Chordata; Lepidosauria; Squamata; Viperidae
Product: cytochrome P450 2J2-like
Exons: 10
Coding region: 1213-2697 (494 amino acids)
Biological process (GO): xenobiotic metabolic process; arachidonate metabolic process
Cellular component (GO): intracellular membrane-bounded organelle; cytoplasm
Molecular function (GO): iron ion binding; oxidoreductase activity, acting on paired donors, with incorporation or reduction of molecular oxygen, reduced flavin or flavoprotein as one donor, and incorporation of one atom of oxygen; heme binding
Source: RefSeq, a predicted model, not a curated record